ACUGAUAGUCAUGUCACUCAACACUACAUCGGUCAAGGACGAUUCCUUCGAGCUAUACGAUCUGAGAGUGGAAGUGAUCUGUCCACCCAACGAACGCAUAAUGUGCGGAGCUAAAGAGGGAGAUCAUUUCACACUUCAAGGGGAGACGCUCUAUCUACCUCCCAAUCAGGGCUUUUCGAUAUAUUCGCUGAGCGCAGUUCUACCUUUACUAGCAGCGAAGCAACGAGUGACUCAUCCAAACGAUUGGAUGUCCACCGAUGCAGAAAUUGCUUGUCCAGACCCUAAUUGCAAGUCUAGGCUUAGAAUUGAGAGGACAGGAGUAAGAAAAUUCAGCCACGCAGAUGUUACGGUGGUUCCCCGGCCAAAGUAGGAAAUUUUUCUGCGUUAUGACCUAUGUAGUUCAAUGGAGUAAAUAUUCACCU
Messenger RNA from Laccaria bicolor S238N-H82, 422 nucleotides. RefSeq lists its product as uncharacterized. The transcript has 3 exons. The record is from RefSeq and is a predicted model, not a curated record. NCBI's taxonomy places the organism in Eukaryota, Fungi, Basidiomycota, Agaricomycetes, Agaricales, Hydnangiaceae. Bases 11 to 370 code for a protein of 119 amino acids.